CAUGUUGAUAGGGUAAUAUCACGGCCGGACAUACUGUACAAUAAUACGUUCCGGCCGAUUCGUCUCAGCUCUUCUAUUCGUAAGUAGCAUGUGUUACACCUAACUUCCCACCAUGCGAUAUUCCGAUGCAGCACACCCCUGCAGAUAACGCUGUUGUUAAUCCGAUGAAGGCUUGUGACCGGGAAUCUUGAUCGACUAAGAAAGUCCAGUUUAUCACAAGUGAAUGGCGACAGUACCGUGUAUGCCUGGCAUGUGAAGAAGGAUUGCGGCUGUCUAAGUGGGCUAACUAUGAUGUCGAUGAACCAGCAAUUGCGGUGAGAAGAUUGACCACCGUCGAUACUGCUCGGCAUCACGUCGAAGGCUGGCAGACGACCGAGAUAGCUGUCACGGUAGUUGGGGAGAUCCUCUACGCAAGAAGGCCAUUUCCGUUUCCGUCUCAAAGACCGACAUCCAAGUGAAGGCAUAAGCAUCCGAGUUAGAGGAAUGUACAUAUCAAGGGACGAUAGAGGUGGCGUUGGGGACAGGGUGAGCAGACAGUGUGGCUUCCAGACCCCGCGUUGGUCUUCCAGCAGAGCUCUACAGGUGGUGCACAGUGUCAGGGUUUACGACUAAGCCAUUUCCAGACUGGCGCUGUCGAUCGAUUUACCCUGACCCCAUAAUUCUGGGAGAGAUGUGAAGGGAGCGAGCAAAAUUCUCAGGUGCGGUGCGAGUCGUGAGCAAAGAAGCCGUCGGCACAAUUCGAUGUAUGUGAACUCCGUUUGUGACGAUCAUCGGAUCCCUUCCCGCGAUGACCUUCAGGCACAGUCACUGGACGAGACAGCCAGGCUGCCGAUGCAACGGAGCAACAGCCUUUUAGGGUACUAGCAGACAGCCAAGUGGUUGCAGAUUGGCGGUCUGCUCGUGGGAAACCUGCCGCCGAGGUGCAAGCCAAAGGAUGCAAAUGCAAUGGGGAGAGCAAAGCCAAGCCUCGCGCGCGGGCUGUUUCUGGACCAUCUCUCUCUGUGGGCGUAUAUCUGGAGCAGCGGAGCUAUCUGGGAAGAAAUCGGAGCAAUCAGCAAGGCUAGCCGGUGGGCUUGCUCCGGUUUGACCCAGCGAGCGAACGAGGGCGCUGUCGUGGAUUCAUGGCUUUUCUUGCUGCGUCUGUGCAGGCCGUGGGCGGGUGGCAAUCGACUGACCAUUGCGUUGUUGUGUCGUUGGCGGUGGAGAGCUGAUGUUGAACACGACCGACGUGAUUUGAUGCCGAAAAACGGCGGCUGCUGUGCCUGGCCGUGCUUGGAACCUUAGCGGUUUAGCUUGCCAUCCGCCCCUGGGCCGCACCUUCUCGAACGCCCCCUCCAUCCCAAAGGGUAGCUGCUGGGUGGUGCUUUCCUACACCACCCUGGCGCUUUUUUUUUUGCAAUCCAGCACGCCCUGACCGCCUUCCCUUGUCCACCACCCCACUGCCUCCCUCUCCUCCUUAAAAUCCCUAACCCCCCGCAGUCUUGUUCUUUUCACUUUUCCGCUCUGCCUGCUUUUCCUCUCAUCUCUGUCGCCAUUGACAGCAACUGGGUCCCCUCCUCCCACUCGCCCUUCCGUUCGUGUCGCUCUGUGGUAGCUUGGUCUCAACAAGUCUCCUGCGUCUCAACAGUACCCCCUCCUUAUCGCCCAUUGUAAUCGGUCCAUCAUCCGGGACCCUCGAUAAAUCUUCUGCCCUUCUUCAUCAACUUCUCUUUCUGCCAGCAAAAUCCAUUGCCCCGCUUCCAAGAUGGCUGCUACUACUGCUCGACCCCAGAAUCCUGUCCUGAGGAGAACUGUCACCUCGGACACGGCUGCCUCGUCUUCUGUCAACUCCGCCAACGUUUCUCCCUCCGAUUCCAUUGCCGGUUCGGCGUCCAACACUUCGUUGUCCUCCCUCGAGUCCACUGAUGCCAAGUCGUCUCGCGGCAAGCUUCUCGACACCAACGGCAAUGAAUUCGAAAUCCCAGACUACACAAUCAAGCAGAUCCGUGACGCCAUCCCCGCUCACUGUUUCGAGCGUUCGGCCGUCAAGGGCUUCUACUACGUUUUCCGCGACAUCGCUUCGUUGGCCGCCACUUUCUAUCUCUUCCACAACUAUGUGACCCCCGAGACGAUUCCCUCGACCCCCGUCCGAGCUGCCUUGUGGGCCGGAUAUACGGUCGUGCAGGGCCUGUUCGGAACUGGUCUCUGGGUCAUGGCCCACGAGUGUGGUCACCAGUCCUUCUCUACCUCCAAGGUGCUCAAUGACACUGUGGGCUGGUUCGCCCAUUCCGCCCUCCUCGUUCCAUACUUUUCGUGGAAGAUCUCUCACGGCAAGCACCACAAGGCUACCGGUCACAUGGAGCGUGACAUGGUUUUUGUGCCCAAAACCAGGGAUGAGUAUGCUUCUCGCAUUGGCAAAUUCGCGCACGAACUUCACGAAUUGACUGAGGAGACUCCCAUCGCGACUGCUAUCCACUCGGUCGGCCAGCAGCUCGCCGGCUGGCCCUUGUAUCUUAUCGCCAAUGUUACCGGCCACAAUUACCACGAGCGACAGGCCGAGGGUAAAGGCAAAAGCAAGAAGAAUGGUUUUGGGGGAGGUGUUAACCACUUUCUGCCCUCCAGCCCGCUCUACGAGAAGAAAGACGAGCACCUCAUUCUCCUCAGUGACCUCGGUCUCGCCCUCACCGGCAGUGCGCUGUAUUACGUGGGUAGCAACUUCGGGUGGAACAAUCUCCUUGUAUGGUAUUUCAUUCCAUACCUUUGGGUAAACCACUGGCUCGUGGCCAUUACCUUUUUGCAGCACACCGAUCCCACUCUACCCCACUACGAUGCGCAAACCUGGACAUACACUCGCGGUGCUGCCGCUACCAUUGACCGUGAAUUUGGGUUUGUUGGUCGCACCCUUCUCCACGGCAUCGUCGAAACCCACGUUCUCCACCACUACGUCUCUCAGAUCCCCUUCUACAAUGCCGACGAGGCUUCUGAGGCUAUCAAGAAGGUAAUGGGCAAGCACUACCGAUCUGAUACCGAGGGUGGCGCCAUUGGUUUCCUCAAGGCCAUGUGGACCAGCGCUCGCAGGUGCCAGUGGGUCGAGCCCAGCGAGGGUGCCGAGGGUGAGGGCAAGGGUGUUUUCUUCUUCCGUAACAGGAACGGCUACGGCGUCCCUCCCCAGAAGCUCUCUGCCCCCACUGCAAAGGCUACUGCUGGAAACGGUGCGAAGAUGGAGAUUGGUGCCGAGAGCGACAACGAAUAA
Molecule: messenger RNA, 3232 nt
Organism: Periconia digitata
Lineage: Eukaryota; Fungi; Ascomycota; Dothideomycetes; Pleosporales; Periconiaceae
Source: the annotation of a GenBank genome assembly